AACACACCCACUUCAUUCACUGUGUUCACACUUCACAGUUCACUCACAAAUACUAAGAAACUCAGAGCCACAGGGAGAGAAAAGAUAAGAGAGAGAUGAUGAAGGAGGAGAUUUGUAAUGGUGGUGAUGGCGGUGGUGGCAAUAACUGGGCACGUGUAUGCGACACGUGCAGGGCGGCGGCUUGCACAGUGUAUUGCCGGGCCGACUCGGCCUACCUGUGCACCGGGUGCGACGCCCGCAUCCACGCCGCGAACCUCGUUGCGUCCCGCCACGAGCGUGUGUGGGUCUGCGAGGCGUGCGAGCGCGCCCCGGCAGCUUUCAUAUGCAAAGCCGACGCCGCGUCUCUCUGCACCGCCUGCGACGCCGACAUCCACUCCGCGAACCCACUCGCAAGCCGCCACCACCGCGUCCCAAUUCUUCCCAUCUCCGGGUGCUUACCCGGCCCACCUGCUGCUGACCCCGUAGACGGGAUUUUAGCCCAUGAUGAUGGGGACGAGACCAUUGACGAAGAGGAUGAAGAUGAGGCAGCAUCAUGGUUGUUACUCAAUCCCGUGAAGAAUAACUACAAUCAGAACAAUGGGUUCUUGUUUGGUGGGGAAGUUGAUGAGUAUGUGGACUUUGUGGAGUACAACUCGUGUGUUGAUCAGAAUCAGUUAGAAGAUCAGUAUAACCACCACCAGAUACAACAUUACGCUGUUCCCCAGAAAAGCUACGGGGGUGACAGUGUUGUGCCCGUUCAGAAUGGAGAUGCGAAGGUUCAGCUGCAUCACCAGCCGCAACAACAGGAGUUUCAGUUGGGACUGGAUUUUGAGUCCUCAAAAUCUACAUACAGUUACCAUGGUUCCAUUAGUCACAGUGUCUCUGUUUCAUCUAUGGAUGUUGGCGUUGUACCAGAAUCAACGAUGAUCGAUAUCUCAAUCUCACACCCAAGAACUUCCAAAGGGACAAUUGACCUUUUCUCUGGACCUCCUCUCCAGAUGCCACACCAACUUACCCCACUGGACAGGGAAGCAAGGGUCCUAAGAUACAGAGAGAAAAAGAAGACAAGGAAGUUUGAGAAAACAAUCCGGUAUGCUUCUAGGAAGGCAUAUGCAGAGACCAGACCCCGGAUCAAGGGCCGUUUUGCUAAGAGGACGGAUGUAGAAGUUGAAGUGGACCAGAUGUUCUCCACCACACUAAUGGCAGAAACUGGAUAUGGCAUUGUGCCAUCAUUCUGAGACUAGGGAGAGAAGAAGAAAAAGAAGAAAAAACCUCUUCAGAUGAGAGUUGUACUGCUUAUUUACAAAAGCUCUAGUACUGAUAUGUAUUUUCCUAAUCUAAUCGGUCUAAGUUAAUGAGAUACAUGCUAAAUCAUUUUGUAUA
Juglans microcarpa x Juglans regia is the source of this 1362-nucleotide messenger RNA. Its product is annotated as zinc finger protein CONSTANS-LIKE 2-like. Gene Ontology annotation, cellular component: nucleus. The transcript has 2 exons. The record is from RefSeq and is a predicted model, not a curated record. The coding region runs from base 96 to 1217 and encodes 373 amino acids. NCBI's taxonomy places the organism in Eukaryota, Viridiplantae, Streptophyta, Magnoliopsida, Fagales, Juglandaceae. Gene Ontology annotation, molecular function: protein binding; zinc ion binding. Gene Ontology annotation, biological process: regulation of flower development.